GAGGUUGAUUACAAGCAGUUUGCAAAGAAUUUAGGAUAUGUCCAGAUGAAAUUCAAUUUCUGCAAGAAACCAUCACAGAACCCCCCAGCUCCGAAGAACAGGAGAUUGGUCAGGAACAGGAAACGAGAAGCUCAUGAGAAGGCAAGCAGGGAGCGGAAAAUUCAAUUCUUUAAAAUCUCUGAUGAUCCCCGAAUGAAAGGGAAUUACUCUAGAAGCAUCUCUGAAGCAGAAAAGGAGGCCUGGGCUACAUUCUAUAAAUAUGGAUUACCACUAAAAAUAUUGACAGAUUCUUGCUAGAUCACACCUCUGGGGUCAAGCUUUCUGAAGACUAAUACAUGAGUUAAUAUUUGUCAGAAACAAUAUAUGAUAUUAAU
Molecule: messenger RNA, 374 nt
Organism: Moneuplotes crassus
Lineage: Eukaryota; Ciliophora; Spirotrichea; Euplotida; Euplotidae
Source: the annotation of a GenBank genome assembly